AUGGUUCGCAAUGGCAGCCCAGCACCGGCGGACAAGUUCCCGCUCGGCCAUGCAGCGAAUUCCCCACAGCCGCAGCCUUCGAAGCGCGACAAGCGGCGCAACAUGCUGGCCGAGAAGCUCUCUGAGAUGAUGGCGACCUUCUCAGACAACCGCGACAGUCACUACCGAGCCCAGCUUGCGGCGCUGCAGGCCGACAUCAACCUCAUCAUGAAGGCCGAUCCCUACAAGAACGAGCCGCUGGAGGACAAUGGGCAAGAGGCCUCGGAGCUGAUCGCACAGAUCAUGGGCAGCAACGUCCCCACCGCUCCCAGCGCCGGCACCGACUACGUCGCGCAGUGCGGGAAACACUACUCGCGCUUCGUGGACGCCGUCAACGACGCCAUGGAGGAGCGCGACUACAACCUCACGAUGCUCUAUAACAAGCAUGAGAACAGCAACAUCGACAUCGAGAACGCGCACCACUACAAAGUCAAGAUCGCCGAGGAAGAGCACAAGGCCCUUGCAGAGACGAUCCGCGAGCGCCUCAAGGCCAGCAUACAGCAGCGCUCGAACAGGCUGAAGCGCGAGAAGGAGCAGCUCGACAUCUCAGACAGCAACGCCAUGCUUCUGCACCCCAACCAGUUCAGCAUCGGGCACCCCGCCAGCCCUGGCGGCCCCCAAGCACCGCGCAAGACACGACGGACCGGACAAAAAUUUGGCGGCGAAGUCGACGAGGCCGCAGCUGCCGCAGAGAAGUCUCGCAAGCGUAAGCUGUUUGACGAGAACGAUAUUGACUCGCCUGGACCCUCUGGCCGCCCCGUCGAGAUGGGCAACGCCUCGCCUUUCCGCGAAGCCAAGGCGCGCACUAUGCACAUGCAGUUCGAGGCCUCGGCCUACUCGCUCGAUCGCCUCUUCACCGAGAAGGAACUCAACAUGGCCAUGACGAACGCGACGAACGCAGCCUCGCACUUUUUCGCCAAGAUGAAGACCAACGAGCCCACCAACGCCGAGGCCACAGCCAACGGCCAUGCGCACACGAACGGCGACCACGCUUCCGAGAAUGGCGAUCUGCCGGACGCAGACCAGGACUCUGACGAAGUCCCCGGCGCAGUAGACAUGGCUCGCCAGGUCUCCUCGAACCCACAUGCAACUCGCGGCGCCACCCGCUCCACCACCUCGAUCACGAACGGCCAGAUACCAUUUAUAUACAACCCACCGUUCGUCCUCGACCAGAAGAUCUUCCAAAAGGUCAACGCCUCGGCGCCCACACCACCACCACUCGCCCCACAAGACGUCGACCAGGAUCUCAAGCUGAUGCUGAGGGAAGCCCGGCCAGACGACGAGCUGAACGAGCGACUCCUGCAAGCCGCGUGCCAGCCAGUCAAGAUGAGGGACUACCAAGUACAACCUCCAGGGUUCACAGAACCCGUCAACGAGAUCACAUCCCACGUCCGAACGCUCGUUCCACAUCUCGAGGUCGGCACGGGCGGCGUGCCCAUGAGUGCGCAGAGCAGCAUGGCCGGAUACAGUGACGCUGGGAACAACACACCACUCGGCAGGUCCGGCGAGGCAAGCACAGGGUAUGGCGGCACCGUGCCAAUGGCCAGGACGGCGAGCGGGAGAGGGCGCGGCAGAGGACGAGGGCUGGGCUAG
Molecule: messenger RNA, 1632 nt
Organism: Didymella exigua CBS 183.55
Lineage: Eukaryota; Fungi; Ascomycota; Dothideomycetes; Pleosporales; Didymellaceae
Exons: 2
Coding region: 1-1632 (543 amino acids)
Biological process (GO): negative regulation of transcription by RNA polymerase II
Cellular component (GO): Sin3-type complex
Molecular function (GO): histone deacetylase binding
Source: RefSeq, a predicted model, not a curated record